Molecule: messenger RNA, 276 nt
Organism: Ilex paraguariensis (yerba mate)
Lineage: Eukaryota; Viridiplantae; Streptophyta; Magnoliopsida; Aquifoliales; Aquifoliaceae
Source: the annotation of a GenBank genome assembly
AUGGCUUCAAGCCAAUCAUCAGUACAUGAAGAAAGUGAGAAAGAGUGUUUCUGUGGACUAAAAUGCAAAGUGAAGACAUCAUGGACAGAAAACAACCCAGAAAGAAGAUUUUAUAGUUUUCCCAACUACAAGACAGUGGGAAAGUCAUCUUGCAAAUAUUUUGACUGGUAUGAACCAAAGAUGACAGACAGGGAAAGAAAUAUCAUAGUUGGUUUCAUGCGCAAGACGACAAAGCUUGAGAACGAGAUUAAAUACUUAAGAGGGAAGGAGAAGUAA